UCUCUCUGACUCUCUCCGUCUCUCUCUCUCCGGUGGCCGGAAUAUUCUUCCUCCGUGCUCCGAUCCUUAGGUUUAUGCAUACAUAUUUCAAAAUUCGGUUCCUUAACGCUCGUUUUACAUAAAUAAGCUUCGAUCUUUGCACUGAUCUGUGCAGUUUUUGAUUGAAUUUACUAAAAAAUUGUUGUGAUUUAAAGAUCUGAAGCGUGAAUUUGAGGAAUUAUUUCUGUAAUCUGAAAUUUGUGUGUUGAAUUCACGUGAUAAACGGAGAUGUCGGCGUCUUCUACGUAUUGGUGUUACAGAUGCGAUAGGUUUGUGCGAGUGUGGGACCAGGAGGAUUCCGUGGCUUGCCCGGAUUGUUUCAGUGGGUUUAUCGAGGAAAUCGAUACUCCGACCCGAUCCUUGCUCUCGGAGUCCCGCCGGAGCCGUUUCGCGGCGUCGGCUGCGUUCGUGAUGCAGAGCUCGGAUCAGAACGCGCCGCCCUCUAGUCCAGGCGUGAGGAGGAGCCGGAGGAACGGCGGCGGCGACCGCUCGCCGUUUAAUCCGGUUAUUGUGCUCCGCGGCGGCGCCGCCGAAGGCGGCGGCGACGGUAGUGGAACGGGAUUUGAGUUGUACUAUGACGACGGUGCCGGGUCGGGUUUGAGGCCAUUACCCGCGAGUAUUUCGGAGUUUUUACUCGGGUCGGGUUUCGACAGGCUUUUAGAUCAGUUGACCCAGAUUGAAGCAAACGGGUUGGGGAGAAUGGAGGAUCCGCCGGCUUCCAAAGCGGCGAUCGAGUCAAUGCCGACCAUCGAGAUCCUAAAUUCCCACAUCGAAACCGAACCCCAUUGCGCCGUUUGUAAAGAGCCCUUCGAGCUCGGGAACGAGGCCCGAGAAAUGCCCUGCAACCAUUUAUACCACUCCGAUUGCAUUCUCCCAUGGCUAUCUUUACGCAACUCCUGCCCCGUUUGCCGCCACCAACUCCCCACCGACGCCCCAAACUCCACCAACAGCCCUUCUUCAAACGAACAACAACAACCCUCCGAUGACGACACCGUGGGACUAACAAUCUGGAGAUUACCCGGCGGCGGGUUCGCCGUGGGGCGGUUUUCCGGUGGGAGAAGAGAGCUUCCGGUUGUGUACACUGAAAUGGAUGGUGGGUUUAACAACAAUGGAGUUCCAAGGAGGAUUUCUCGGGGGACUAGAGGGAAUAUAUCCCGGCGAAAUGGUGGGGUUAGAAGAGCAUUGCUUAAUGUGUUUUCAUGCUUAGGUGGUGCUGUUUCUUCAAGCUCUAGUUCUAGGAUUAUUAGCAGCAGAAGCAGAAGUAGUUUACUGUCAUCUGUCUUCCAUGGAAGGGGCCGGAGCUCGAGUUUAUGAGCUAAUUGAGCUCAAUGAUGGACCUAAUAGGGAGAUUGCAAUGUAAAUAACUCUGGGUAUGUAAUGAUAUCUCAAUGCUGCAUUCAAUGGAAUGGAUACUGGUAAAACCAUGGCAAAGAAAGAAGCUUUAGCUUUAGCUUUAGAAGUGAAGAAACUCAAGAAUGCAGUUGAGAAGGAAGAACCCAGGGUUAACAAUGGCUUCUGGAAUCAAGAAGGUACACAGCUCAUGUACCACAGUGGCUUUGAUUCUUUGAAAUCUAAGAGUUCCUGCUGUUUUAUUUUUAUUUUUACAUUAUUAUACCUAGAUUUUGUUUGGUUCUUUUCCUUGGAUUUAAGGGCAUAGAAACCUUUAAAUUGUAUUCAGCUUAUGGAGUUUACAUGAAAUUGGAUUUUGGGGUUUGAUGGUGGAUGAAUUAUUAUAUUCAUGUAUAAAUGAGUAAAUGACAUCCCACAUUAGAAGGUCAUCCUGCUUAUAAAUGGUGGACCUUGUGACUUGAAACAUUCUCUUUUAUCAUGUUGUCAGAGGAGGAUCUUGACAAUUUCAAUUAAUCCUUGCAAUAAGAUUUCAGUUCUUAAUCA
Ipomoea triloba (trilobed morning glory) is the source of this 1932-nucleotide messenger RNA. RefSeq names its product probable E3 ubiquitin-protein ligase RHC2A. Gene Ontology annotation, molecular function: ubiquitin protein ligase activity. The record is from RefSeq and is a predicted model, not a curated record. The coding region runs from base 268 to 1353 and encodes 361 amino acids. Lineage: Eukaryota; Viridiplantae; Streptophyta; Magnoliopsida; Solanales; Convolvulaceae. Gene Ontology annotation, biological process: protein ubiquitination. Gene Ontology annotation, cellular component: cytoplasm. The transcript has a single exon.